Messenger RNA from Cotesia congregata, 3018 nucleotides. NCBI's taxonomy places the organism in Eukaryota, Metazoa, Arthropoda, Insecta, Hymenoptera, Braconidae. The record is from the annotation of a GenBank genome assembly.
AUGAAAGGAUCGACGUUUGUUAUUCGUGGUAUAACGAAAUUUCGCGUAUUACCUUGGUGCUCAUACGUUCCAGAGGCCAAGAACAACCAUCAACGCCGAACAACACAAUAUACGGCGCCACGGACUUACUCCUCGGUCGCUGUCAUCGAUGAAAAAUCCGAGCACACGCCAACAGCCAAUUCCAAACGUCCUUAUAUUCGUCCCUCAUUAAUCCGACAGCGAACAUGCAUGCAUGAAAUAGGACGCAGCCAUGUUCAUGAUAUCAUGAUAAAAGCAUUUCCUUCACACUGUCUUGAUGAUUAUCCAGUAAUUAUUGAUGAAGAAAUUUGGAGAGGAACUUUUUAUUCUUUUUCUAAAUGGAUAAUGAUUUUACAAGCCGAAGCGGUGUUGACAAAAAUUCAUGUUUCUGAAAAAUUUAAAGAAAAUGAAUUAAUAACUUGCACAGCAGCGUCAAGUGAUAAUGUUGCAAUUGGGACUGAUUUAGGGUUUAUAUAUUUUUAUAAUAUAUUUAAUGUAAAUGAACCAGCUUUUAUAGCAACCCACGGUGAACCUAUUGAUCAAAUUGAAUUUUGGUAUAAUGACCAAGAAAUACUAGUUGUUUCAAGAUCUAAAAAUAAUUCAGUUAAAUUUUGGAACGUGACUGCUAAAAAACAAUUAAACGCUGGAUCAAUGAAUAAUUGUUAUUCACAAAAUGAAGAAAUAAUUUAUGAACAUUCAUGCACAAUGGGUAUAAUUAUCUCCAAAAAACAUUUACAAUUUGAUUUAGGAGAUGCAACUGCUAUCGGAAUUUAUUUACGAAAUGCACGGCCUUUAUUACUAUCUUAUAAAAACAACAGUGAAUUAAAAUUGUUUCUCAGACAAGAUAUGGCUUAUGGAUUGUCAAGUAAAUCCGAGAGAGUAUUAAAAUCAAACAUAAUUCCAGAUGAUUCAUCCUUAUCUCUCAGAAUUAAAUUUUAUGUAACAUAUUACAACGCGAUUAUUUUUAUUAUCGGAAGAUAUUUGUUCAUUAGUUUUUCUUAUGACUACAAUAUAUACGAUAUAUUUUCAUACCUUGGAGGGUGUAUCACAUCUGUCAUUACUCAUGGACAUAUUUUAUUUUUUGGUUUAGAUUCAGGAGUUAUUCAUAUAAUUUACGCUCCUACUGCUGAUUGUUUGCUGCAUCUUAAUUUUGAUAAUGUCAAAUCAAAAAGUAUUAGAAUUUCUAAUGACGAACCUAUUGUUUCCAUGAACAUUGCUGAGGCUGAAAAAGAUCCGUAUAUUUUCUUAAUUAUGGAUCUGGAGAAUUGCAACUCACGAGACGAUGACGUAAUGGAGAACAUGAGUAGCGGUAUAGAACAAAAGUACGGACCCAGUGUUCUUGACAAUGUACAUGCCAGUGAUGAACGUUUUAAUAAAAAUGACAGAGACGAACAAGACUUUGUUAGUUGGGGUGAUGGGGCCCGUAAUCCUUAUAAGCGAGAACUUGGUCACAGAAUUUUUGUCAACAGAAGUCUCCAUUUGGAGAACAUUAAAUUCUAUGGAUUUGAUAUGGACUAUACUCUAGCGGAAUACAAAUCACCUCAGUACGAGCAAUUGGGUUUUGAUUUACUCAAAGAACGCCUAAUUUCCCUGGGCUACCCGCAAGAGAUACGUGCUUUUGAAUAUGAUCCGAGUUUUCCAGUUCGAGGAUUAUGGUUUGAUACACUCUAUGGUAAUCUUCUUAAAGUUGAUGCUUAUGGAAAUAUUCUUGUUUGCGUUCAUGGUUUUGAAUUUUUAAAGCACUCUCAAGUAUACGAAUUGUAUCCUAAUAAAUUUCUUCAGUUAGAUGAAUCACGUGUUUACGUGUUGAACACAUUAUUCAAUUUACCAGAAACCUACUUGCUAGCAUGUCUCAUAGAUUUUUUUACCAAUUCACCCCAAUUCUCGCGUGAGAAAACGGGUGUAAAAGAGGGUGAGCUUACAAUGAGUUUCAAGAGUAUUUUUCAAGAUGUAAGAAAUGCAGUUGACUGGAUACAUAUCCAAGGAGAUCUAAAAUCAAAAACUAUUGAAAAUCUCGAUGAAUAUGUCAAAAAGGACGAAAGAUUACCAAUGUUUUUAACUAGGAUACGCGAAAGUGGCGCUAAACCCCAUGAACCUCACAGAGAUUGGAAAACUUAUUUCGAUACUAUAGUAGUUGACGCUAACAAGCCAUUAUUUUUCGGUGAAGGCACUAUUUUACGACAAGUCAAUACAAAAACCGGCGCGUUAAAGUUAGGAACUCACAAAGGACCACUUCACACAGGUGAAGUCUAUUCAGGUGGAUCAUGCGAUGUUUUUACUGAAAUGAUCGGAGCUAAGGGAAAAGACGUUCUCUACAUCGGAGAUCACAUUUUCGGUGAUAUUUUAAAGAGUAAAAAAAUCCGCGGUUGGAGAACUUUUCUCAUUGUCCCAGAAUUGGUUCAAGAAUUACACGUCUGGACUGAUAAAUGUCAAUUAUUCGCAGAAUUACAAAAUCUUGAUGUUAUGCUCGGAGAAAUGUACAAAAAUUUAGACAGUAGUACUAAUGAAAAGCCUGAUAUUUCGAAACUACGGGCUUCUAUUAGAGAUGUUACGCACAAAAUGGAUUUGGCUUAUGGUAUGAUGGGCUCAUUGUUCAGAAGUGGAAGUAGACAAACAUUUUUCAGCAGUCAAGUUGUCAGAUAUGCUGAUCUUUACGCAGCGACCUUUCUUAAUCUUAUCUAUUAUCCGUUCUCAUACAUGUUUCGUGCGCCGGCAAUGCUAAUGCCACAUGAAAGCACAGUCGCUCACGAGCAACGCUUUGUUAUGGAAACUCCAAUGAUCAGUAGAUCACGGACGUUCAAACUCAACGAUGAAGAUGAGGAACAAAACGCUAUUAUGGCUAAGUCUUUUGAAACAGAAAUCAAUCCGAUUCCGCAUGCGAGACCAGAAACACCUCGCAAUGUCACUCACACACACGAUGAAGAUUGUAGUGACGAGGACAGUGACUCUCAAAAACAAAAUCCAUCAAGAUCAUCAAAAAAAAUUGAUAGUAAUUCAUAA